AGUUUAAUUUAAAAAAUGAAAACUAGAUCAUAUGUUUUAACAACUCAAAUGGUAUACAAGUUUUCAUUAUUAUUAGAUAUGAUUCGCCGCUUGAAAAUAAGGCGGACAUUUCGACAUAUCAUAUAAACGUUUAUAUACAUGUACAUAUUGGGAUACCAAUUGCUAUUUAUGGAUACAUGUAAGUGCAAAUGCAAACGUAAAAUAUAUUCGACGUGAUUGUAUAAAAUGGAAGGGAUAAUUUUUAUGCUACUUGUAUUUAUUUGUGUGAGUGAGCAAGUCCAGAGAGCAGAAUACAUGUGCCAUGGAGACUGGUGUAACAUUGGUGAUAAGCUUCAAUUCUGCUCAGAGACUUUUAAGUAUUGUAGAAAUUGUGAGGAUAUCAAAGAGGAAUGCGGCACAGCAAGUCAACCAAGGAACUGUACACAAUACUGCCAAGAUUUGGCUGUUGAAAGAGCGAUCACAAAAACCAUGAAAGAAAAUGAAGAUUCCUGUAUAGUUCUACCAACGUUGAUGAACUUAGCACACGGCAAUGCUAUGCUCCCACCUUACAAUGGUAGCCGAAUUCCAUCAGAAUCUGCAAUUGUGUAUAGAUGCGACGUUGAUUACAGAUUAGAAGGAAAUGAUACAAUUGUGUGCUUAGGCAAUGACUCUUGGAAUCAAAAGGCACUUCCUUACUGUUCUGAUCUAUCUUGGAUUGGUUUCAAACGUGCAACGUUGAUUCUCAGCAUUGUUGUUGUUUUGUUGGUCAUCAGCAUUAUCAUUUGCGUAAUAAUGCUAUGCAGAACUCGUAGAAAAGAAAAGGGACAACGAGUGUCAAGAACAAACAGUGAUAGUUCAUUCGAAAGCAGGGAAAAUAAAGAACCCUUGUUACCAGUUCAAGACCAAAGCAUAAAAACAGACGAUGAAACAUUGAACAUUAGUGUAAAUAGUAAUGUCACGCAUGAUCAGUAUAAUGACCCGUCAAAUCAAACUCCAGCUGCCCUCGCUGAUCCUGUUGCUCCUUCUGCACCACCUUUAGAUGAAAAGAAAGACAGUAAACAACCAAACACUAGCGAAGAAAAUCGUUCAGCUGGUCAAGAACCGGGAGGAGAAAAUACAACCAUUAUAAAUUUGAUGAUAAAUAACAUCAACUCAUCACGCUCACAUGAUGACAACAGACAGUCUGACGUCAGUGGAAAUGGAAGGGAUCCACAUGACAAUAUUCCUACAAGAAAUGAUGCUAAAAGUAUUGGCGAGAAAACUGGCACCACAGAAGAAUCUGUUGACAGUACUGCUGCAGAAAGAGGGACUGGAGGUAACAUUCACAACGAUAUUGGUAUGGCUGAGGAAAACGCUCAUGGAAAGAAAGGAAAGGGAACAAAACCAUUGCCAGGUCGUUCCACUGAGAAGGUAUCAGUCGGUAAAGGGCCACAAGUUAUUGCAGCAAAAAGGGAUAGUAUAACAACACCAACGAAGGAGACUGAACAAGAUGAUGUAUCCGAAAAUAUAGGAAUUAGUCGUGUCACAUUCAAUAAAUCAGAUAUAAAAGGAAUGCCAAUUGAAGUAGCAAACGAGGACGGUAUUGAGUCGGUAGUAAAAGAAACGGGACUGGAUGAUUCUUCAGCCAAAGUUGGGUUUGAUAAAUGCACUUUCUCUGCAUCUGACAUUAAAAUGAAUGAGCUAAAAGAAGUCGAUAGAGUUACAACAUAAAAAGAUGUCCAUCAGAGCAUGAAUAUAAAAAUUGUAAUGAUUUAAUUACACUUUGAAAUUUUAAAUAAUGACACUACAUAUUUAAACUAAGCCAAAGAACUUGUGUCAUGUUAAUUCUAUCAAAAUUUAAAUUGUUGUUUUAACAAAAAGAAGCGGUAUUCUGUGGUUAGUUUACUACACAUAGACUAUCAAAUAUCAGUUGGUAAAAAGAACCUGACAAGUUGUAGUGUUGAAGGAGCCAAAAUUAUAGGCCAGAAAUAUGAAAAGGUCCAAUCGAAGGAGACUGCUCGAGGAAAGCCAUCCCGCCCAGUGUGACGAGUGCUGUUAAAAGAGGAGAGGAUCAAUCAAGCAAAUUAAGAAUCCCGCGGCUGAUUACAAAAUCUGUACAUGUCGUUAAGAGCUUUUAUAUCUUUGUCGAUUAGUAAGAAAUUCUAUGUUACCUAUAUUUUAACUCCAUAAUAUGGCUUAACAUGAACAGGCGCAAUCAAACCGAGCCUGUAACGUUUUAAAUUUUGCAGAUUUUUCUGUUUGCUUUUCUUUGGUUGCAAAAUGAUAUUGUCCCGACAAUUUGAUUUGACGUAUUUUGCUAUCAUAGAAGUAAUGGGAAAAGACAUUUUCUGAGAUAAUUAAUGUUGAUUGAUGAGUAUUGUACCAUUUUAGGUCACCCCUUUUAUUAAAUUUGACAGGUGGGUCGAUUGACGGAGUGUGUAAGUGGCGGGAUGGAUUGCUCAUUAUACACUUACAUGUGUUAUGCUUACUUUUUUAUAGCAUCAAAUACAGUUAUAAUAGCCAUUAUGUUGUUGAGACAUUUACUAUGUGCUCUUUGGUAUUUGGUUCGUGUAAUGAGUAUGUAUUUGUGUAUUUUUUAAAAAAAUGAUUUGAUUGUAAAUGGUUUAAUUUUCACAAACUUUGAGCGGCGAGUUUGAAUAUUCACGCAUUUAGACUGGCGACCACCACAAUAGCAUACGAAUGUGCUUUUACGGAUAUAAUAGAAAAUUGGUCCGACUGUAUGCCUUUCAUUUUGUGAAAAUUAACAUUGUUUUCAACAGAAAUCUUUUAGAUAAUAGAUACUGCCUAUUUGUUGUGCUUUUCGGUUAAAUGAUACUGUUGUACAACACUUACAUUAAAUCUUUUUAAAAAAAUAGUGCGGCUUAUCCAUUUUGUGAAAUAAUCCUGGCUGUAUAUAUAUCUGCCAUUCAUAUUGUUGCAUGGAAUGCAUGCGUCUGCAAUAGAGCAUUGUUGCAGUAUGUUUGUAUGUCUUAAGUUCAAACAACUAUUUGUUUUUCCUCACUUAUUAUUGUAAAUAAUGCUAUUUUGUGUACGAUAGUUGUAAGUGUUUUGAAAGAGCAAUUGUAAAAUACAUAUUGAUUUUGUACAUACAAUUUUGAAGCAAUUCUUGGAUGUAUUUUGGAAUGGAAAUAUCAAUAUAAUGAUUAUGAUAAUUUUGUACUACGCUUAGAUACGCCUUUGCCUUGGCGUCAAUAUUAUCAUAGCAAUUGUAUUGAUUAUUCGGUUUUUGUUGUUGUGAUAUAAGGUAUACGUCGAGCUUGACUUACAUGUAUUUUAAUUUGCUUAAUCAACAUAUGAAAUGAUUAAAAGGAAAUAUUGUUUAUUAUGCUUUUUGGUCAUUGUUUUGUUUAACUUUCUGAUAAUUUGCUUUUACAUGUAAUUUUUUUAUUAAUAAAUAAUCUAAACAGUCAAUUAGCUUUUUGAAAAAAAAGUCUAAACGUACGAUUUAUUCAGGUAUUGAGUCCAAAUUAAGAAUAAAUUCAGACAAACAUACAUCAUAGUGUUCUAAAUUGAUUUCAUUGUAUAAAAAUGCACAUAAAAACACAUUUCAAAGAAAUAAGAAACUGGUACAAUAAAUUUGUAAGAUAACAAAUGUUGUAAUACUUUGUUCCUGAACGCAAACUGUUUUUUUUUUGUAAAUUAUUAUUUUGUUAGUUUAUUUUCUUUGCGUACAUCCUAAAAUAUUGCUUAAUAAAAAUGUAGCUUCA
Molecule: messenger RNA, 3686 nt
Organism: Ruditapes philippinarum (Manila clam)
Lineage: Eukaryota; Metazoa; Mollusca; Bivalvia; Venerida; Veneridae
Exons: 7
Coding region: 226-1689 (487 amino acids)
Source: RefSeq, a predicted model, not a curated record